Molecule: messenger RNA, 1647 nt
Organism: Closterium sp. Naga37s-1
Lineage: Eukaryota; Viridiplantae; Streptophyta; Zygnematophyceae; Desmidiales; Closteriaceae
Source: the annotation of a GenBank genome assembly
AUGACUUCCUAUCACGGCGGCUGUGGCGCGGGAGGCUCGGCAGGUGAUGAUGGCGCUCCCAGUGCCUCGGCGGCCCGCGGUGGUGCUUCAGGCGGCGGGGAAGACGAGGCGGGAGCGAUAGGGCGCGCCGCGGCAGGCGCCGCAAGGGCAGGCGAGGCCGCGUUGGAUGAUUUUUCGGAUGCGCUGGUGGGCGAACCGCACUCGCUCUCCGUGGCGGAAACAGCAGCAGCGGCGGAAGCAACAGCAGCGGCAGGAGCGGAUGGUGGUGCAUCGCCUUAUGCUGCCAGUGCGGGUAGCACGGGUGCUGUGAACAGUGUGGAGGGGAUUGAACGAGAGAGGGGGCGAGAGACAGGGGAGACAGGGAAUUCUGGCGUAACAGCAGGGCCAGGAGAGGCAGGGGGAACAGGGGAGGCAGGAAGGACAGAAGAGAGAACAGAUCGUGUUUCUGAAGCUGAAAAGGUGGCUCGGGAAAUGAGAGCCGCAGAUGCAGCAAUCAACGGCGAGGAUCAGCCGCCGUUCCUGCCGGGCCUCCCAGACGACUUGGCUUGGGCCAUUCUUCUCCGUGUGCCUCGGAGCAACUUGCAGGGUCACAACGCGUGUGUGGCGUUCGAUCCGAGCAGCAGCACGUGGCAUACACUGCCGCCCAUCCCAGGAGCACAGCAGCGGUCGGUGCUGACACUGCAGUUCGCCGCAGUGAAGGGGCGCCUGCUGGUGGCGGGCGUGGUGGAGAGAGAGGACCCGCUCGACUCUGCUUCUGGCGUCUUCAUCUACCACCCCUCUAGGAACGAGUGGAAGCGGGCGGCAGCAAUCGGCACGGGGCGGUGGUUCUGCAUGUUUGGCGUGGUGGGCGGGCGGCUAUACGUGGCGGGCGGCAUCGGCACGUCCAACAGCCUGGCGCUGGUGGGAUCCGUGGAGGCGUAUGACGUGGAUGAAGACCGGUGGUGGCAGGUGGGCACAGCAGCAGCAUCAGCACGAGCGGAGCUGAUGACACUGCCGGGGUAUCAGGCAGUGGUGGGGGGGUGUCUCGUGGCGAAGAACAUCGGGUGGGGGCAGCGCCUGGGCGUGGCCUUCAACCCGCGUGACAACACUGUCACUGAGCUGCCCCCCGCCAUGGUGCAGCUGGAGAGGGGCAUGGAGCGCAUGAGCUGGAGCAUCAAUCACUGCCCCUCUCCUCCCCUCUCCCCCUCUCCAUGCACAGCAGCAGUGCAGGGGCAGUGUGGUGGAACAAAAAUCAUUUCCCCCCCUUUCCCCCCCGGCCCCCCUCUACUGCAGGGAUGGCAGGGCCCCACAGCAUCGGUGCAGGGGCACAUGUUUAUAGUUGACUUUGGGGACGACCAUAAGUUGAAGGUCUGGGACCCACACACUCACGCGUGGACGUGGGUCGGCAAGGUUCGGCUGCCAGCCACGUCCCACAAGCCGUGGGCAGCGCAGCUUGUCUGCUUCCUGGACCACAUUUGGGCAAGAAGGAAUGACGAGGAGAGGAGUGGAAGGAAUGAUGGGGAGGAGGAGGAAGAGGAGGAGGAGGAGGAGGGGUGUGAGGAGGAGGUGAUACUGGUGAAGGUGAUACCUGGGCCGGGAGGGGGAAACAAGGGUUCGGAGCUGGUGCUAACAAACGCAGUGCUGGGCUGCCAGGUGCUCUCCACGUGA